AAAGACAUGUUCAUAAUUUCAUAUAUCACACUUUAAAAAAAUAUAACCAUGCUGUUUUUUAUUUAUUAAUGACAAAAUAUGAGUGUUUAUUAAAUAUAUUAUAUUUAAUAAAAAAUGGCUUUUACUACUCGUUUAUUUGUGGGAAAUAUACCAGAUAAUUUCAAUGAAAAGGCUUUACGAGAUGCGUUUUCUUCAUAUGGCGACAUAACCAAUUUCGAUUUAAAAUCAAAGCCUGGUAUAGACAGUGAUAAAAAAACCUUUGCUUUCGUAACAAUAUCUGCGUCAAAUUUUAAUGUAGAAUCAUGUAUAAAACAUUUUUCCAAUGAAGAAUUUCAAGGAAAUAGAUUACAUGUGACUAGAGCUCGUGAGAGCUUUUUAGAACGGUUACAAAGAGAAAGAGAACAAUCUCAAAGAAAUGACAAUAAACAGAUUGAAAAUGCACCGGUGAGCUCUUUAGCUAAUACCUUUCCCAAAAUUGACAAGCCAAGUUUAAAUAAAAGGAAAUUUAUUGAUGAUGAAAUAGAUGAUACCCCUAUUGUGAAGAAAAACAAAGUAAAAUAUGCAGAAAAGUCCAAUAAUUUAUCAUCAAACUUUGCCAAUGAUGAUUAUAAUAAAAAAGAAAAUUUUACAACAAUACCAUUUAAUCAUGAAGACGAUAAUAAAAAAGAAAGCACAUUUCAAAAUGAUGAAAAGAAACAAAACUCUGACAAGAAGAGAUUGGAGUCAAUGAAAAGAAAGAGACAGGAAUUUAGCGAGAAGAAAAAUAUUAUUAAAUCUGGCUUAAUAAGUAUUGAUAAAAAACCAAAUAAGAAGGUGAUAUUUUCUGACACAGAGGAAGAUAAUUCAGCUAAAAACAGUUUACCAAAUAGUGGAAAUGUCAAACAAACUCAUAAUGGAAAGGCAAGUUUAUUUGAAGAUGAAGUCAGUGAUGAUGAAAUCAAUUUCGAAAUAAAAAAGCAGUUUGAGGGUGUAAAAGGACAAAAGGUUUUAGAUUUACAAUCAAGAUAUAAAUCUGAUAAACGUUUCGUCUUGGACGAAAGGUUUGUUGAAGACGAUUCGGCAAGUGAAAAGGAAGACAAUGGAGAACAACGAGAUGAAAUUGAGAUUGGGCAAGCUGAUGAAAAGUCUAAACAACUAAAUAUUUUGCAAGAUGUACUUGGAGUUACUAUUAAAUCUAGAUAUGAAAAUCAAUAUGAUACAACAAAUAAAAUAAAAACAAAACUAGGGAUGCUUAGAUUUGAUCCAAUGCAACCAGAGCAUGCGAAAUAUUUAGCACCAGUGGAAACAAAACAAGAAUCAACUAAAAAAUCUAAGAAGAAAAAGUCUAAGGAUAUGGAAUCUAAAGAAGAGGAAAUAGCACAACCGGAACCCGUUGUGGAAAAAGUUGAAGUUUCAAAGGAACAAUUUUAUAAAAUAAGCGACACACUAAAAGAAGCUAUUACUCAGCCAAAUUCAUUUAGUUUAAGGAGUUUGUUUACAAAGGAUGAUAUUGCUCAGGAAGAAACUCCAGAAGAAGAUCAAAAUUAUAUUUCCCUUCCAAGUAAAAAGUUAUCAAAGGUCAAAAAUCCAUUGGAACCUGGUGAAAAAAAUCCAUUUGUUUAUGAUUCUUCGGAGUCAGAAAAUGAAGAAGACACUAAUCAAAAUUCUGAUAAAGUUGUGGAGGAGAAAAUUGAAACUAAAAUGGUCUGGAGAGAAAAGUUUUUCUUUUCAUCAGAUGAUAACAGAUUGAAAGAUGGAUUAUUAUUCUUCUGUAAGACUAAUGAAAACACUGUACAGAAAGAGAGGAGAGAAUUAAAAUCACUUAUGAAAAAGAGAAUUUAUAAUAAAGAGAGAAAGAAUACUAUGUUCCAGAAAAAAAUUGGUGGAAGAAAGAAAACUAUGAAAAAAAAGUUUAAGAAAGGUUGAUAUUAAAAUGAAUAAACAUGUCACAUCUA
This is a messenger RNA of Vanessa tameamea, 1934 nucleotides long. RefSeq names its product probable RNA-binding protein CG14230 (gene Nol8). The record is from RefSeq and is a predicted model, not a curated record. Bases 115 to 1905 code for a protein of 596 amino acids. Lineage: Eukaryota; Metazoa; Arthropoda; Insecta; Lepidoptera; Nymphalidae. Gene Ontology annotation, molecular function: RNA binding. The transcript is spliced from 8 exons.